This is a messenger RNA of Cherax quadricarinatus, 2072 nucleotides long. The record is from RefSeq and is a predicted model, not a curated record. NCBI's taxonomy places the organism in Eukaryota, Metazoa, Arthropoda, Malacostraca, Decapoda, Parastacidae.
AAUACAGAGGCAUGAGGACCGAGGAUUUUAUACUGGUGCCAGUGUAAGAAAUGAGAUGCAGUAACUGAAGACAUGGGCACAAGUGAACGGGGCCCACUAGUGGAAGCAAGUCAGGCCCAUAAGAUGGGCCAGAGAUUUAGCAACGAGUUAAAGAUUAUGUGGAGAGAUGCAUCAGUUGAAGAUGUGGUCCCAAUGGAAAUAAGUCACUUUGACUUUUUGGGUUAGUCCAGCACUCUAGCACCAGAUGAGAUUUGCAAGGCAUGCAGUGUACUGACAGUUACUGAAGAUGGGAAGAAAUGUUACAAGCCCCUUCAGUGGAAGGAGCACCCAGGAAAUUAUUCUUAUGCGCCAUCAUACAACAUGGCUCCAUCACGCAUUACUCCUGUGAUAAUAAGUGAACACCAUGUGCAAGGUACAAAAAGGGAUUCAGAUGAUGAAACAGUUCCUCCACAGCGUAUUAUACAGCCUAUGAUGUGGGGACUUAUUCCACCAUUCUAUAAGGGUUCUGCUCCUACUGGUCAUGGCUUGAAAACUUCCAACUGUAGAUUUGAAAAUAUAGAAGAAAAGAAAACUUUCAAACCAUCCCUUGUUAAAGGACAAAGGUGUGUUGUUUUGUGUGAUGGCUUCUAUGAGUGGCAGACCAGUAAAGGGGGGAAAAACAAGCAGCCUUAUUUUGUAUAUACACCACAACCUAAAGGGAUUGAAAUUUGGAACCGUGAAAGCUGGGAUAAACCAAAUGUGUGGAAUGAAGAGGAAGGCUGGAAAGGACCUCAGUUACUGAAAAUGGCAGGACUUUUUUCAUAUUGGGUGUCAACAGAGGGUGAGGUUGUGAUGAGCUAUUCUGUGAUAACACUGGAGUCUGGGAAGGAGUAUUCUGUCAUUCAUAAUAGAACACCUGCCAUCCUGGAGACUGAUAUGGAUGUUGAGAGUUGGCUAGACUUUGGACACAUUGGCUACAAAGAAGCUUUGACAGUUUUAAAGAAUGAAAUGGAAAUAACAUGGCAUCCUGUCUCCACUGCUGUGAAUAAUUCACGCAAUCAAGAGCCCCAGUUAAAUGCACCCAUAAGCUUGGAGAAGAAGCCACCACAAACAGCUAGCAGCAAAUUGAUGGCUACAUGGUUGAGCAAAGGCUCAGUCAAAAAAGGUGAUUCAACACCAAUAAAGAAAGAAUCAUUAGAACCAAAGGAGGAACCAACAGAGGAAUUAGAGGAGGAACCAAAGGAGGAAUUAAAGAAGGAAUUAAAGGAGGAAUUAAAGAAGGAAUUAAAGGAGGAACCAUAGGAGAAACCAAUGGAGGAACAAAAAACCUCAUCCCUUGAUAAGUGUCUGAAGGAGGACUAAUGCAGCAGCAGUGCUGAAGGACUCUAAUAAAUAUUUGUUAUGUUAAUUUUAUUGUGUUGUUUGGAAAUCAAAUCUACAAUAAAAAGGAGUACAAAAAUUUAGACAGUCAUAAACAUUGUGAAAUUUAAAUGCUCUUAAAAAUGCAUAUUCUGUUAACACCUUCAGUUACCUAUCAUAUAUAACAAUAGUCUUGCCAGAUACUUACACAAUAAAUGUUUAUCAUGACAAACAUGUUUUUGAAAGGAUAUACAUCUGCCUUGCCUUAUGGUAGUAGAAUAUGUAACCAUUGUACCUAGACAACAGAUGAUUAUCCAAGGAUAUAUAAAAUAUUAAUUUAUUAUUUAUGCUCUAAAGAAUAUAAAUUGAAGUCAGAUUUUUUCAUUAUAAAUGAUUUUUAAAAUCUAAACAUAAUGCUGUUUUUAAACAUUGUGUCUUUUAAAAUGCAAAGUCAAAAACAUUUGCUUUAGUUUUUAAACAUUCAAAGAUGUAAAUAUUUAUAUUGGUUACAAUAAUUUUUGAGGAUUUUCAGAAUUUUUUGGACAGUGCAACAGAUGGAUCACAGCUUAGUAUUAAAAAUAUAUUCUAAGUGUUUAAAAUUUGGUUUAUAUAUUUAUAAAUUUUUUUAAUAUAGUAAAAGUGUUUUCAUUAUUUUUAUAGUUUUACUAAUGUGCUUUCUUGAACUACAUCUUGUUGGUAUCUGUAUUAGCAUCGAAUUAUUAUUGUGGAUCUCU